Molecule: messenger RNA, 2780 nt
Organism: Lycium ferocissimum
Lineage: Eukaryota; Viridiplantae; Streptophyta; Magnoliopsida; Solanales; Solanaceae
Product: UDP-N-acetylmuramoyl-L-alanyl-D-glutamate--2,6-diaminopimelate ligase MurE homolog, chloroplastic
Exons: 6
Coding region: 62-2383 (773 amino acids)
Biological process (GO): biosynthetic process; regulation of cell shape; cell division
Cellular component (GO): cytoplasm
Molecular function (GO): acid-amino acid ligase activity; ATP binding
Source: RefSeq, a predicted model, not a curated record
ACACUGACUGACACACUCGCAAACCUCUUACCUUAAAACUCCGACCAAACUCCGACCAAACAUGCCCUUCACCCUUCUCUUUCCACCACCUUUCCCUUCACUUCUCCACCAUACCCCACCACCCCUCCACUUCAAACCCUUCAUAAGGUACCCCACCACCCUCACCACCCCCACCACCCUCAACCCCCUCUAUGCCAUUGGAGCUGAUGGUAAGUACUACCCCACCCCCUCAGAUGAUGACCCACCUGAAGCACCUGAAGAUUCAAUGCAUGGUGUUAACAAAUUCCAGCAAAUACAAAGACAAGCAGCUAAAGCAAGAAAAAAACAAGAAGAGCUUUUCAAGAAAGAACAGUCCAUUUUUGUAAAUGCAUUAGCUGAUGUUGAAGAUGCACCUGAUAAUCCUAAUGCCAAUGAUAAUGACAAUUCUGGGGAUGAUUUGUUUGGUGAAAUUGAUAAAGCUAUUGCCUUGAAAAGAAAAGAGUUUGUUAAACAAGGUCUUUUAAAGCCUAACCCCAAGAAAACAGGCUUAAGUGAGGUUGAGGUUGAGAAUGUUGAUGAAUUAGAACCUGAAGAAGUUGUUGAUUUAGAGGAGAUUAAUGAGCUUACUGGGCUGACUGAAAUUUCUGAAGGUGAAGAAAGUGAAGGAGAAAGGUCUGAUUUUGAGGUAAGUAGUGAUGAUAUGGUUGUUAAAGGUGAAUUUACUGAUUUAUCUUCAUUUGAUAUUGAUUUUGAUGAGUUUGGUAAAGCAAAACCAAGAAUUGUUGAACCUAAGUUUAGGAUGAGUUUAGCUGAGCUUUUAGAUGAGAGUAGGGUAGUGCCGGUGUCGGUGUAUGGAGAUUUAGAGGUGGAGAUUAGUGGUAUACAACACGAUUCGCGGUUGGUUGAGAGUGGUGAUUUGUUUGUGUGUUGUGUUGGGAGGAAAACCGAUGGACAUUUAUAUUUAUCUGAGGCUGAUAAGAGAGGGGCCGUUGCUGUUGUAGCUAGUAAAGAGAUUGAUAUUGAGGAAACUUUGGGGUGUAAAGCUUUAGUCAUCGUGGAGGAUACGAAUGCAGUGCUUGCAGUGUUAGCUGCUUCGUUUUAUAGGCAUCCGUCUAGAAGUAUGUCUGUGAUUGGGAUUACAGGAACUAAUGGAAAGACUACGACGUCUUACUUAAUAAAGGCAAUGUAUGGAGCAAUGGGGUUGAGAACAGGCAUGUUGAGUACAGUAGGGUAUUAUAUUUAUGGGGAUAACAAGUUAGAGUCCCCUCAUACAACCCCGGAUUCUGUUUUGGUUCAGAAACUAAUGGCAAAGAUGGUUCAUAAUGGGACUGAGGCUGUGGUAAUGGAGGCUUCUUCUCAUGGAUUAGCAUUAGGUCGGUGUGAUGAGGUUGAUUUUGACAUUGCAGUUUUUACUAACUUGACGCGGGAUCAUUUAGAUUUUCAUGGGAACGAGAAGGAGUAUAGGGAUGCUAAAGCUAAGCUGUUUGCUAGGAUGGUGGACCCCGCACGGCACCGUAAGAUUGUGAAUAUUGAUGACCCUAGUGCAGCUUUCUUUAUAGCACAAGGAAAUCCAGAUGUCCCUGUUGUGACUUUUGCAAUGGAGAAUAAGAAUGCUGAUGUUCAUCCCUUAAAGUUUCAAUUAUCUCUCUUUGAGACUCAAGUGUUGGUCAACACACCUCAAGGCAUAUUGGAGAUUUCGUCCGGGUUGCUUGGAAGGCAUAACAUCUAUAAUAUUCUUGCAGCUGUUGCUGUUGGGAUUGCGGUUGGGGCACCUUUGGAGGACAUUGUCAAAGGUAUUGAAGAGGUUGAUGCAGUCCCUGGUCGGUGUGAAUUGAUAGAUGAGGAACAGGCUUUCGGAGUAAUUGUAGACUAUGCGCAUACCCCUGAUGCUUUAUCUAGACUACUUGAUUACGUGAGAGAGCUUGGCCCUAGGAGGGUUAUAACAGUUUUUGGUUGUGCUGGAGAGAGCGACAGAGGGAAGAGACCCAUAAUGGCAAAGAUAGCAACAGAUAAAAGUGAUGUGACGAUUCUGACAUCCGACAAUCCAAAGACUGAGGAUCCUUUGGACAUCUUGGAUGAUAUGUUGGCUGGUGUAGGAUGGACUAUGCAGGACUACUUGAAACACGGAGAGAAUGAUUAUUACCCCCCUCUUUCUAAUGGCCACAGACUCUUCCUACAUGAUAUCAGACGUGUGGCUGUGCGCUGUGCCGUUGCCAUGGGUGAGGAAGGUGAUAUAGUUGUGGUUGCUGGAAAAGGCCAUGAGACAUACCAAAUAGAAGGUGAGAAGAAGGAGUUUUUUGAUGAUCGAGAGGAAUGUAGAGAAGCUUUACAGUAUGUUGAUGAACUUCACCAAGCUGGAAUUGACACAAGUGAAUUCCCAUGGCGGUUACCGGAGAGUCAUUGAUACGAUGCUGUAAAGUGUAUGUUAAGAUCUUAAAAGUGUGCUGACGGCAGAUAGCCAUGGUGGAGUGCCCAUUAAACUUGAAUCAACAUUAUUAACACUUUGCCGCCGUUACAUGUUGGUGAUUUUCUAGAGAAACGGCAACACAUCGCCCAAAGCAGAGUCCAGUUUUGUAAGAACCUGUAGCUUGAUUUUGAUAGGGAUCUCCAUAUCUAGACUGAGAUUCAUUAAGUGCUCCCACCCUUCAUCGAAUUAUGUUUGUAUAGAAAGUACAUAGAGAUAAAGAGCAAUUAUCAAGUUAAGAUGCUGUUCUGUUGUUUCAGAUUAGGAUUUCCUGUGAUAGUGGAAGAUCUUUCUUCAGCAACAGCUAUAUGAUCAAAAAGUGACACCCUUGUAUUAA